GCCAGUAGAUAUCUCUCUCCAUUCGGAAUACGAGUUUACAAACAUGUGAUUAUCAAUUAUUUGGGCUCACUAUUUGGAAAAGAAUCUCUAUAAAUUGCAGUAAAUUUUUUGACCAACAAGCAUCAAAACAAGUCCAUAGCGCAGUCCCAAGUCUAAUCUAAACAUAACUUGCAGCCUAUAGAGAAAAUAAUGAAGAACCAAGCUGUUUUUUUCUUUUGUUUGGUAUUUUUAGCUCAUACUGGAGAAUCAAUGAGGUAUAGACUUAUCAAUGAGUUGGAAGUUGCAGCUUCAGCUAAUGAUGUAUGGGCUCUUUUUGCCUCAAACGACGCCCCAAAACUCUUGGUGCAACUACUUCCAGGAGUGUUUGAAAGAAUAGAGAUUCUUGAAGGCGACGGUGGUGAAGGCAGCAUUCUUCGCAUUGUAUACCCUGCUGCUUAUCCAAAGGCCAUCAACAACAAGAGGCCGAAGCAAGGGAAGCAUGAAACACAAUGUGGAAGUGAUUAAUUGUACAAAUUGCAAAAAAAAAUUGAGACAGUAAUUUUGACAAGGUAGAUAGACCUGAAAACUUCUCAAGGAGGUACAUGAACUGCAGACUAAUGUUUACCAAUGUUCUAUUUGAAAUUAUACUAUGUGCCUGGUGCCUGCUGUACACUAAACUAGCAUAGGGGGAAAAGUUUAACUAAAUGUAUGGGGUAAAGCCCCUGUGACAAUUCAUUAAAAUCCAGAAAAAAAACUAUUCAUUAGAUGUAUAAAAUGAAACCCUUCUGGUGUAAGUUCGCACCCGCGUGCUUCAAGAAGGGUCAAGGACUGUGCUCACCCUAGAAAGCCAAUACCUGUUAUAUUGCUACAGUGAUCAAUAUUAGGCGAACUCAGUUCAUAACAACAUUCCAAGUAAACCCAUUUGAGUUUUCAAUCUGAUUUACAAUGUGAAACAGAUGGUUUGAAUGGAUGAAUUGAGCAGUUGAGAAAAAAUGUACGAGUCUACUUGAUGCA
Messenger RNA from Papaver somniferum (opium poppy), 993 nucleotides. Its product is annotated as S-norcoclaurine synthase 2-like. NCBI's taxonomy places the organism in Eukaryota, Viridiplantae, Streptophyta, Magnoliopsida, Ranunculales, Papaveraceae. The coding region runs from base 190 to 504 and encodes 104 amino acids. The transcript is spliced from 2 exons. The record is from RefSeq and is a predicted model, not a curated record.